This is a messenger RNA of Camellia sinensis, 1708 nucleotides long. RefSeq names its product Protein kinase superfamily protein. The record is from RefSeq and is a predicted model, not a curated record. Gene Ontology annotation, biological process: protein phosphorylation. Gene Ontology annotation, molecular function: ATP binding; protein serine/threonine kinase activity. Gene Ontology annotation, cellular component: plasma membrane. NCBI's taxonomy places the organism in Eukaryota, Viridiplantae, Streptophyta, Magnoliopsida, Ericales, Theaceae.
ACAUGGCGCUGGUUAUAGAGAGCCUACUCAACAGAGUUCUGUCUCUCUCUCCCCCCCAAAGAACAGAGAUUGUUGAAAAAUAAGACUUCUUAGAAUCAAAAUACACACACAAGUAUAAAAAACCAAAAACCAAAAGCAAAAGCAAACGCAAAAGUAAAAUCACUCAUUUCAGUUACUGAUAUAGCAGACUCAAGUGAAGUGUCUCAAUCUUGAGAGAGAGCGAGAGAAGAUGGAGAAGAGCAGUGAUGGUUUUGUGAGAGCAGAUCAGAUUGAUCUUAAGAGCUUGGACGAGCAACUGGAGAAGCAUCUCAGCCGAGCAUGGACUAUGGAGAAGAACAAGAAGAAGCAACCAGACUCCGACUCCACCACCGCCGAAGCCGCCACGAGGCAGAGACAGGAGUGGGAGAUCGAUCCCUCCAAGCUCAUCAUCAAGGGCGUCCUCGCUCGUGGCACUUUCGGCACUGUCCACCGCGGCGUCUACGACGGCCAAGAUGUCGCCGUUAAGCUGCUAGACUGGGGAGAAGAGGGGCACCGGACAGACGCUGAAAUAGCAUCACUGAGGGCAGCUUUUACACAGGAAGUUGCAGUAUGGCAUAAGCUUGAUCAUCCCAAUGUAACUAAGUUUAUAGGGGCAACAAUGGGCUCUUCAGGGCUGAACAUACAAACGGAAAACGGUCAAAUUGGCAUGCCAAAUAAUAUCUGUUGUGUUGUUGUGGAAUAUCUUCCGGGGGGUGCCUUGAAAUCUUACCUAAUAAAGAACCGGAGAAGGAAGCUAGCUUUCAAAGUAGUUGUACAGAUGGCACUUGAUCUUUCAAGAGGGCUGAGUUACCUCCACUCACAGAAGAUUGUUCACAGAGAUGUAAAGACAGAGAAUAUGCUAUUAGACAAGACUCGCACGGUAAAAAUUGCUGACUUUGGAGUUGCUCGAGUUGAGGCCUCAAAUCCUAGUGACAUGACUGGGGAAACCGGGACUCUUGGUUACAUGGCUCCUGAGGUUCUCAAUGGCAGCCCCUACAAUAGGAAAUGCGAUGUGUACAGUUUUGGCAUCUGUUUGUGGGAGAUGUAUUGCUGCGACAUGCCAUACCCAGACCUUAGUUUCUCGGAAGUGACUUCAGCUGUGGUCCGCCAGAAUCUGAGACCAGAGAUACCAAGGUGUUGUCCGGGUUCUCUGGCAAACGUAAUGAAACGGUGCUGGGAUGCAAACCCCGACAAAAGGCCAGAGAUGGACGAGGUCGUCUCCAUGUUAGAGGCCAUUGACACGUCAAAAGGCGGAGGAAUGAUUCCUCUUGAUCAGAAUCAAGGUUGUCUCUGCUUCCGCAAGUACCGAGGGCCUUAAAAAAAUUACAACUUGAGCUUUAUAAACAAUUCGAGUUGUAUAUUUCAAUGUCGAAAAGAUCCAUAUUUGUAUGUGAAGAAAAAGAAACUAGGAUUUCAGAACAGAUGAUAGUGGCUAUAGGCCAAGGAGCUAUGCAACAUCUCUCCUUGUCGGAUGGUGUAAAGCUUUUCUUUUCUUUCCUUAAUCUUUUUCAUUUUUAUUUUAUUUUUUCCUUUUUUCCUAAUAUGUGUAUUUGAUUGACUUGCCAGUUUGGUGGCCGACUGGCUCUACACCUCUUCUGUAUUAUGGUUCCUAAUAUAAUACUAGAAUAAAUUCAAAGGACUUGUAUUGUAUAUAAAUUCAAAUGACUUAAUAUACCUCUACAUAAAUGUA